Messenger RNA from Penicillium griseofulvum, 1554 nucleotides. RefSeq names its product Lectin C-type domain protein. Lineage: Eukaryota; Fungi; Ascomycota; Eurotiomycetes; Eurotiales; Aspergillaceae. The transcript is spliced from 2 exons. The record is from RefSeq and is a predicted model, not a curated record. The coding region runs from base 1 to 1554 and encodes 517 amino acids.
AUGAUCGAGAAAAAGCUGCGAAAUGUUUUUCAAAUCUACUAUCAAUCGGGUACCGACGUCUUGUCGUCGAUCUAUAUUGUUAAAUCUGGAGAGACUGCAUCUCCAGAGAACCCCACCCGUAAUGAUGAUGAUGAUUCACAUGAACACACUCUCUAUGAGCUAGGCUCAUUCAAGUGCACCGACGGCCUCAACCCCAACACCUUGGCGGAAGUACUAGUUGGUUAUUUCCGAGACACAAACGACCAGUUGACCGUAUACACGACCUAUCUUGUUCUCAAUCUCCAUGUCGCUGCAAGUGACUCCACGCCAGAUGAGCCUGCUUCUACCAUAUCGGGAAGUCAAUUACCAUCGGAACCUGAACGAGCAGGCUCAAUCCUUGGGAAGGCUCUUAGUAACUUUAUCUAUACCCCGGCUCAGCUUGCCUUGGACCGAAGCAAUCUGAACGAGUCAUGGUAUAGGGUCGAGCAGAGCUACAUGCCUAUCACAGAGUACUUUACCGUUCAUGAAAAUGCAGCGGGCGAACAGAGUACCCCAGAUGGCUGGCCGUCAUCAAAAUACAUUCAGCUCGCGAAACGUGAUCGAGUGCUCAUUGAAUAUGGGUCUAUUGCUCCCCAGCUAGCACAUUACAAUCUAUCUACCGAAGGUAAUUCGGUCUUUCCUCCCAGACACAUGGCUUCUGACGUGAAGGUCUCCGCAACCACCAACGGCACUCUCACUUCAGGCUGUCUGUAUAAGCCUGGGCUCACACGCGUAUCCCAAACCAACUCAUCAUGGGCUAUAUCAAAUCAUCUUCCUGUCCCUGAUGGUCUUUCCACAGAUGAGACGAUGCAUUCGCUAUCGAAUGUUCUCUCUGACAUUACAGCUUGUGGUCUCUCGCCAAUGCUCAAAACCACCCUCUUUGGUCAAACUGCAGACCAGGAAAUUGAACAUUACCGUAAUGUCUCCCUCUCUUCAUCCUGGGCUUGGGCAAUCGGUGAACCACACGAUGCAAAGUAUCCCGGCGGCGACGGUGAUCCCAAGUAUGACCGCUGUGCGAUCAUGGAUCUAACGCUCAACGGCCACUGGCGAUCCACAAACUGCACUGAGCAGCGACGGGGUGCCUGCCGAAUUGGUGAUUUGCCAUUCUCCUGGGCCCUGUCAGACACGUCCGACUCUUUUUCCCACGUGUCGAACCAUUGUCCACCAGGAUCGACCUUCGCUGUACCGCGCACCGGUCUCGAAAACACGUAUCUCUACCAACAUCUUCUUUCUCUCCCAGAGACAAAGAUCAAUUUGGGUUCCACAGACCCCGUCCUUCGAGAGGUCUUUGUGAACUUCAACUCGAUGGAUGUUACUUCCUGCUGGGUAUCCGGUGGCUAUGGGGCCACCUGUCCCUACGCAUCUGACCCGCAGCAGCUCGAGCGCCGAACUGUCCUUGUCGCCGCAAUUGCGGGUAUUAUCAUUCUUAUCAUCACAGCCUUGACUUUCUUUGUCAAGUGCAACGCCAACCGCCGCAAUUCCCGGCGCAGAAAGCGUGUCAUUGGUGGGUGGGAAUAUGAAGGUGUUCCCUCAUGA